AUGUCUGCUCUCAACUAUUCUACUGUCAAUUAUGAUAUGUUUGUCCUUAUCGACAUCCCUGGCCUGAAGGAGCUGCGCAUGUGGAUCUCCAUUCCCUUCUGCCUGAUGUACCUGCUAGCUGUUUCAGGAAAUGGUAUCCUGAUCUGUGUAGUGGUAGUGGAGCACAGUCUGCAUAUACCCAUGAACUUCUUCCUCUCCUUGCUAGCUUUUUGGGAUCUAAUUCUUAUAUCCACAGUACCCAAAGCCUUGAGCACCUUCUGGUUGGAUGACGUGGACAUCUCCUUUGGUGGUUGUGUAACCCUGCUCUUCUUUAUGCAUUUUGCCUUUGUAGUAGAGUCAGGCAUUCUCUUGGCAAUGGCUUUUGACCAUUAUGUAGACAUCUGCUUCUCACUGAGGUAUACCACCAUUCUUAGCCAUGGCGUCACUGGCAAAAUAAACGGUGUUGUAGUGCUCAGGAGUUUUGCAACUGUUUUCCCCAUUGUCUUCCCUGUAAAACGACUGCCCUUCUGUCAGACAAACAUCAAUGCCCACACAUUCUGUGAACACAUGGGGUUGGCAAAACUGGCUUGUGCUGAUAUCACCAUCAGUAUUUGGUAUGGAAUCUCUGUGCCAUUACUCAGUAUUAUGCUAGAUAUGGUGACAAUAGCCAUCUCCUACGGGCUCAUUCUAAGGGCAGUCAGGCUUCCGUUCCAGGAUGUUCAAAUAAAAGUACACAGCACCUGUGGUUUUCAUGUCUGUGUCAACCUCAUGUUCUACCUUCCAGGGGUUUUCACCAUUAUUGCUCAGCGCUUCGGCCAAAAAAUCCCCAACCAUGUCCACAUCCUGCUGGCCAACCUCUAUGUUCUUGUCCCCCGCAACGAUGAACCAAAAUAUCUAUGGAGUAAAGACCAAACACAUUUGUGA
This is a messenger RNA of Pteropus alecto (black flying fox), 903 nucleotides long. Its product is annotated as olfactory receptor 52B2-like. The record is from RefSeq and is a predicted model, not a curated record. Gene Ontology annotation, cellular component: membrane. Gene Ontology annotation, biological process: G protein-coupled receptor signaling pathway. NCBI's taxonomy places the organism in Eukaryota, Metazoa, Chordata, Mammalia, Chiroptera, Pteropodidae. Gene Ontology annotation, molecular function: olfactory receptor activity; G protein-coupled receptor activity.